AUGGAAUCAAAAUCAUUUGAAAAUAACACCAACAUUCAAAACAUAGAAAGUUCUCUUGAACUCACAUCUUUAAAUGAUAACAUUGCUAAUGAACAUUUAAUAUCUAUGGGGUAUGUCCCUGAGAUGCGAAGAAAAAUGAGUACUUGGUCACUUCUUGGAGCUGGUUUUAGCAUCACCAAUUCGUGGCUAGCCUGCGCUGUGUUUCUUGCCCUCUCAAUUUACAGCGGGGGUCCUUUAAUGCCCAUUUAUGGAAUCAUUAUUGGUGCAUUUUUUGGUUUAUGUACUGGUAUUUCUCUUGGUGAACUGGCUUCUGCUUAUCCAACUUCCAGUGGCCAGUACUAUUGGACAAUUGUUCUUGCACCCAAGAAAUAUGCACCAUUUCUUUCAUAUUUAUGUGGCUCACUCACCUGGGCUGGUUCUAUUUUUUGCAAUGCUGCAACGAGUAUGUUAACUGCACAAAUGAUUGUUAGUGUCCAUGCAUUGUUAGCAGGCCCAGAUUUUGAAAUUAAAAACUGGAUGAUUUUCAUAACAUUUCAGCUUUGCAAUGUUGCUAGCUUUUUGUUUAGUUGCAUUGGCAAACUUCUUCCUACUUAUGCUACACUAGCCCUUUACAUUUCUCUUAUAAGUUUUGCUGUGACUCUUGUAACAGUGUUGAGUAAGUCAUCGGGAAACUUCAAUUCCUCAAAAUUUAUUUUUGUGGAAUUUAACAACCAAACUGGCUGGUCAUCAUCUGCUAUUGCUUUCAUUGUUGGGUUGAUUAACCCUGCAGCUGCUUUUGGUUUCUUAGACUCCGCAACUCACUUGGCCGAGGAAUGUAUUGAACCCGAAGUCAUCAUUCCAAAAGCAAUUAUGUUUACCGUUGCCGUUGGGUUUGUAACAGCGUUGAGUUACACGAUUGGGAUAUGCUUUUGCAUCACUGAUCUGGAUACAAUUUUAAGUUCUAAUACCGGAAUGCCUAUCUUAGACAUUUUUUACUUGGCUUUGAAAAACAAGGGUGGAGCUAUUUUACUGAUGGUGAUGUUAAUAACGUCGGUAUUUUUUGCAUUUAUUAUGGUACAAUCAUAUGCUUCUCGUAUUAGCUGGUCCUUUAGUCGCGACAACGGUCUCCUUGGGUCUCGAUACUGGAGACAAAUUCACCCACAACUGGGUGUACCAUUGAAUGCAGGCAUUAUGAUUACCCUAUGGACAGCCGCUUGCGGCUGUUUGUACAUGGCAUCAUCAGCCGGAUUUUCCUCACUAAUUUCUGGUGCAGUGCUUUUUAUGAUGCUUUCCUAUAUUGUACCUAUUAUUUGUAUGCUGAUUCGGGGUCGCAACAGUUUCAAACAUGGACCCUUUUGGUUGAAUUCUGUAGGGUAUGCUGCCAAUGUUCUUACAAUUUUCUGGACUAUAUUUUGCCUAGUGUUUUUCUGUUUCCCCUUUAGCAAACCAGUUACUAAAGACAAUAUGAAUUAUAUUUCUGUUAUUUUGGUGGGAUUCACAGCAUGGUGCGUAAUUUAUUGGAUAUUUCGAGGUCGCAAAGUUUUUUCUACAGCUGAUAUGCACCAGACUGGGUUUGAGGAAUUGGAUGGUGAAGCUAUUAAGGUUGAGGCCAUUGUUCAUGAAAAAACUGUUCGUGAUAACAGUAGUAUGUGA
This is a messenger RNA of Magnusiomyces paraingens, 1632 nucleotides long. RefSeq lists its product as uncharacterized. Lineage: Eukaryota; Fungi; Ascomycota; Dipodascomycetes; Dipodascales; Dipodascaceae. Bases 1 to 1632 code for a protein of 543 amino acids. Gene Ontology annotation, biological process: amino acid transport; transmembrane transport. Gene Ontology annotation, cellular component: membrane. Gene Ontology annotation, molecular function: transmembrane transporter activity. The transcript has a single exon. The record is from RefSeq and is a predicted model, not a curated record.